AUGCGUCGGGCAAUACGGAAGUCCAAAACAAAUCGGGCAGCAGAUUUUGAAUACUCAGUGGUUGAAAUAUCUCCUGCACCCAACAAAAAUGGCAGGCGUAAAACCUCUAAAAGCAACCCGUCACACACGGAUAAAGGUGCACAUCAGGCUACCACCGGUAGAUCUCGAAAACAUGGUCUUACCGAUACCUCGAAAAAGCAAACACUAUCAAAUACAGUCAAUGGUGACUCACAUUCAAGCUUUUGUACAUGGUUGUACAAAACCAUAUCUUAUCAUAAGUCGUCAAAACGUCAAAAACAUUCUGUACAAGUGCCAGAUAUAGUCAGUAGUGACUUAUUUCAAUCCUCUGAUUCAGACGCAUCAGCAUCGUCAGAUUCGGACGGCAGUGAUGAUUUACAGUUUCGUGAACCUCACACACCUGCUUCUUCUACAAAAAUUUCAAAUCUUGUUUCACCUAAACUAAAAAGAAAAAUUUGGAAGCAUAAAUUUGUAGAUUUUAAUCAACUGUUAAACACUAACCCAAAUCAUAAUUCAUAUUCACUCCAACUUGAUAGCCAAUCUAACAUCAAUCUAGUGCCCAACAAAAGGCAGAAGGUGCUUUCCAUUGAACUAAGGACCUCGGCUUUCUUACGAUUUGUUGCGGUUUAUUCAGUGAAGUUCCCAUUAGAAACCCCUGCUUUAAUGAAAUGUGGUGAAAUGGUAAGAGAAUUGGCCUCCAUGCGUCCAGGUUCAGCGGCUUGGUCAGAUUAUAAUGUUAAGUUUCGGUCUCUUAGGGAAUCGAAGCAAAUGCCUUGGGACCAGUUACACUAUGAGUACUGGAUCAUGGUCACAACUCCUCCAGCUGUGGGUCGAGCUCUAAUUUUCGUGCAUCCCGGGAAAAUAGUUACCGACCCUCCUUUCGUAAAUACACAUCAUUCAAAUCUAGUCGAAAACAAUCAAUAUACCUCGAAAAUACAUGCUGGCCAUACAAUAAAAGGGGUUUCUGUCACCGCCCCCAAUGCCCCAACCCCCAUGUCUGUGGUUUCUGCCGAGGGGCACAUCUCGCACAAUGAUGUCCCUUCAGCAAUAAAACUGAGAGGUUAA
Mercenaria mercenaria is the source of this 1083-nucleotide messenger RNA. RefSeq lists its product as uncharacterized. The transcript is spliced from 5 exons. The record is from RefSeq and is a predicted model, not a curated record. Lineage: Eukaryota; Metazoa; Mollusca; Bivalvia; Venerida; Veneridae. The coding region runs from base 1 to 1083 and encodes 360 amino acids.